UCGAGAUGAUUGCUGAAAAAAUUGAAGAAAAUGCGGAUUUAAGUGAUUUAAAGCCGGAAAUUCUAACAGAAGACGACGAUGAAGUGCAAUUAAUUAAAGUUGAGAGAGUCGAAAAUGCCCAAAAUCAUCAAAAAAGUGCCUUGCAAAGUAUUAUAAACCGUUUAAAAGCCUCGCAUUCCACGUCAAACAUUCCAUCGGAAGCGAAAAAUGACCCAUUAAACAUCCAAAAGUACUUUCCAUGCCAAAAAUGUAAGAAAAUUCUCGCAACUGCCCAAGAUCUGGUUCAACAUUUGCGCUGCCAUGACAAAAAAUCGCCUUCGACGAAGAUUUUCCGAUGCAAAAUCUGUUCAACGGAAUUUUCGAAGCAAGUUUCGUUCGCUUCUCACAUGAAUCUCCAUCGAGAAACGCUCAAAAAUGAAGUUUCGACGCACAAAUGUCCCGAAUGCGGUGAAAGUUUUCGCAACAAAGGCAGUUUAUGGAACCACAAAAAGGCGAAACACAUGCCAGGUGUGCGAAAAUGCAAUAUUUGUUGCAAAACUUUCGCCACAGAAACGGCUUUCAAGGAACAUUUGCAGAAACAUGAGGCGGCAGGACCAAUUAAAUGCGAAAUUUGCCAAAAAUCGUUCACGUUACAGGCUUCGUUGGUCACUCACAUGCGACUUCAUACCGGGGAAUUGCCAUUUUUGUGUGCGGAAUGCGGAAAAUCCUUCAAUACGAAGAAUCGGUUGCAGGAACAUCUUCGGAGGCAUCAAGGAGAGAGGAGAUUUGAAUGCAGCGUUUGCUUAAAAAGGUUUUUUGAGAAGUCGGAUUUGAGGAAACAUGAGUUUACGCAUAGUGAUGAGCAGAAACCUUAUAGUUGCUAUUAUUGCGGAAAAAGCUUCAUUAUGAGCAGCACGUUGCAAAUUCAUAUAAGGACCCAUACAGGUGAAAAACCGUACGCUUGUGAGUUCAAGGAGUUGUGUGAAAAGCGAUUUGCGACACGAUCUCAGAUGAAAAGACAUUUAAAGGUCCAUACGGGACAAUUUCCGAACGUUUUGAGGCACGGAAGAUGACAAAAUUUCCAAAUGAUGUUCGAAAAAUGUCU
Molecule: messenger RNA, 1084 nt
Organism: Culicoides brevitarsis
Lineage: Eukaryota; Metazoa; Arthropoda; Insecta; Diptera; Ceratopogonidae
Product: oocyte zinc finger protein XlCOF26-like
Exons: 3
Coding region: 6-1052 (348 amino acids)
Biological process (GO): regulation of transcription by RNA polymerase II
Molecular function (GO): DNA-binding transcription factor activity; RNA polymerase II cis-regulatory region sequence-specific DNA binding
Source: RefSeq, a predicted model, not a curated record